GGAGGGGGUAAACACCAGGGCUUUUUUCUUCUUUUUAUUUCUUUUCAUGCCCCACCUUCCUCCUGCGGUGCGUGCUGAAAUUUUAUUUUUGUCGCGAGAAGGGUCCAGCUGUCCCUUUCACUCGUCAACGGUGCUAACGUCGAAGUCUGGUACUCACGAGAGCUUGUUAGCUAUAUUUUGCUUUCACCCGCACAUUUCGUAAAUUUUUCACCCCACGGGGAUUCGAACUCACGACCUCUGCGACUAGCGGAUUACGAGGAUACCACUAGACCACCGGUGUAGGCUGGGGAGAACAGCAGUCAUCGGGAUUCUAAUUCCUCAAGCAGUCCCUGCGAGGCGGCGGUGACGUCUGCAAACUGAAGAUGCGGCGCGAUUCCUGCUGGAAGUUUGACGGUUUCAGUUUGACGCAUCGCCGACGUUGGUUGCUCGUGCCCUGCCUCCGUUCAUUUACAGCUUCUUGAUGCGGACAGCUUCACGGGCUUGGGCGAACACACCCGGGUGGGCAGCCCACUUUUCAUGGCUCCAGAAAUAUUGCUACGGGAGGAAUAUGGGCCGCAAGUGGACGUUUGGUCGCUUGGUGGAGCGGUUCUCGAGAUGGCGACGGGCCAGCCGCCAUGGCACACGCUCAACCUCCGGACGCCGGUGGCCCUGAUCAACUGGGUGAAGCGGACGGAGGGGCCGCCGCCGCUGCCGGACUCGCUGUCGCAGCCACUCACCAAGUUCCUGCUGCGGUGCUUCGAGAGGGACCCCAGCAAACGGGCCACGGCGAAAGAGCUCCUCUCGGACCCGUUCGUGGCCAAGCGGCGCGGGGAGCGAGUGCUCGCGCCCAGGGGUUCGACCGUGAGCGACGCGGACAGCGUGGUGAGCGACAUUGACACCCUGAGUCGCACAGCCGCCAUCGCCAGGAUCCGCCGCGCCUCCAUCUCGGACUACUCGCGGCCGAACUCGGACCAGUCGACGCGCUCGGCGCCAUCGCUGCGUACGCCGGGCUUAGCCAUGGGUCCGCAGCCGGCCGGGGGAGCCGGGGGAGCCGGGGGGGGCGGUGGGGGCGGCGGUGGUGGUGGUGGUGGUGGCGAUAUUUUGCCGGACCUGGCCAAGCAGGUUGCAGCCAAGCUGGAGGAUGGCUCCGCGGUGGGAGACGGAGGCACGCCCCCGAGACGACCGGUAUCGCUACAUUCCGGGCUGUCGCCCAAACUGCGGGUGGAGACGGCUGGCCUGGAGCCGCCCGCCUCCUCUUCUGCUGCGCCUCGGAUAACCACUCCCCCCCCGACCCGACGCUUGUCUUCGGGCCGGAACUCUCCGGGAACUCCGAACCCUUUCGGCGGUAGACGGCGGAGCCUCGACACCAGCCCCGAUGGCGCACGCAGCAGCCCCAGGGCCAGCGGUGUUUCGCCGGCAGCAUUGGGAUCUUCUGUCGUGCCCCAAGACGGCGACCAAAAUGGCGGUCGGGGUAGGUCGGAGCGCGCACCCGCUGCCGCUAGAACGGCAUCGGCCUUGGUCUCGGCGACGAUAGCUGCGGCAGUUGGUAGCGUGGGGAAGGAUGGUGGCGAUCACGUGACCGCUACGCACGCUGUGAAGCGAAGUAGUAGUGACCGCAGCUGCGGUGCGGUGGGGGGCAGCAACAGCUGCAGCAGCACCAGCAGCACCAGCAGCACCAGCCAAGGAGAUGAAAAGGCGGGUGGUGGUGGUGGUGGUGGUGGGGACCCAGCUGCGCUUCUCGCAGCAAAUUCUUCGCCCGACGAUGAUGUGUCAACAAAGGUCGUGGGGGGGGCGGGUGGCGGGGAUCCAGCUGAGCUCCCACGUGCAGAUCCUUCGCCCGACGAUGCGCCAAGAAAGGUCGCAGGCGGGAUAGCACUACCAGCAGCAGACGCUGCAGGCGAAGUGAGGUAUCCCGUCAAGAAAACGAGGUCGGGGCGAGGUGGGCGACCGUAG
This is a messenger RNA of Ectocarpus sp. CCAP 1310/34, 1932 nucleotides long. The record is from the annotation of a GenBank genome assembly. NCBI's taxonomy places the organism in Eukaryota, Phaeophyceae, Ectocarpales, Ectocarpaceae.